Molecule: messenger RNA, 4046 nt
Organism: Annulohypoxylon truncatum
Lineage: Eukaryota; Fungi; Ascomycota; Sordariomycetes; Xylariales; Hypoxylaceae
Exons: 4
Coding region: 558-3296 (912 amino acids)
Source: RefSeq, a predicted model, not a curated record
CGACUUCACCUUGGGAUCCCGUAACGAAUGCACUCGCGCUCGGCGUUUUCUUGUUGAGCGUGACUCUUAAUUCUCUACCUAAUCUUCUUCUUCUCUUUUUAUUUUACACUUCUACCGCCAGUCAGUUGGUUAAUUAUUUUUGUCACCGGUCCCCUUGCCUUCUGACCUUUUACCUUACACCUUACCAAAACUUGCCAUCCUUUUUAUUUUCACCAACAACAAGUUACCACUUACGACCACUUACUUGACACCCGAAUGCACUCUUACAAACUUCUUCACUUAUCACUUUUCUCCCAUACUUCUUUUCCCAAACAUCUCCACGCCUAGCACCCAGUAAGAUAUUGACUACUGCUGCUAUAAUUAUUUGUUCAUUCUACCCAUUGCCAAGACUACCGCGUUCUUGUUUUUUGUGUAAUUCGCUACCUGAGAAUUUCACUCAACGCUGGUCUUCCCAUUUUCCACAUCCUCUUCAUAAACACAUUAGCCACGCUCUACACAUUCUACAUUUUGCAUUCCACACGCUAUCGUACAUCACCUUCAUCAUACCCAUCGUCAAGAUGGGUAGCCCUACCCAUUCCCCGGCGGCAAGCCCUGCAAAGGGAAAGGCAAAGGCAAAGCCCGCUCCCGCCGCUAAGCAACCGAAAGGUAUGACCAAGCGCACCGGCCGAAAGCCCGCGGCCAAGAAGGGUGGUCGUGGUAAGGGCCGUGGUCAUAAGAAGACAUACCCUGAUCCUCUAACACAAGCUGCACAUGAACGUCAAAAGGUGCUUCGAGAGAACUUCUCGCAAGUUGGUAAUGCCAUCCUGCCAGGACUUGUCUUAAUUGCCGACCAAUCUCUCGAAGAGUUGACUUCACGCCCAGAUGCUCACGAGGAUUGCGAUGAGUUCAUCACCGUCCAAGAGACUCUGGAUGCAUUGUACAACGAGAGAGUCGAAUCAAUCGAGCUGGAACAUCGUACCAGAAACAGCGUUGCUGAACGCGAGUACAAGUUGGAAUCUGAUCGUAUUAACAAAUGCUUUACCGAUUCCUUCAACUAUGUCACCGACGAGUUCAUUGAUGGUGCCCUCAACCGCACCAGCAUCUUGGAUGAACUUCGCCACGAGGGUUGCCCUAUUACGACGCCUGACCUCACUUACACAUAUGUUGGUCACAUACCCUAUGUGUCCUGUACUGGUGAAGCAAACCUGGACCAGGCUCAUAUCCUGGAGAAGGCUCGCCAGGAGAAAAUUGCUGCCAAGCGUAAGGCAAUAGACGAGCUUGAUGAGGAACCUGAUUCGAAGAGGCUCCGACACACCGGUGGUCUUCUUGCCUCAGAACAGCAACCUGACGGUGUAUCCGAGUCUAACGCACCUUCGCCCACACCAGAUGAGGAACAGGACGUUGCGCCUACCAGCAGCAAAGCCCUACCGGAUCUCCCUAACGGUUCCGGUGAACCUGAUGAGUUUGGCGUUAGGAGAGUCAAACGACGGGCAAGAAGUCCGGCCAAUCGGUUCAUCGUUCCGCAGACGUUUCAAUGGGAUGAGGAUGAGAUCGGGUUCCGUGAUUCCACGAAUGACUCUACCAGAAGGGCUACGCGACGCUCCCGUGGCGUGUUCCUCAACAAACCUAACUCUCGUGCCUGGCAUUUUGACCAUACGGUCAAGGAUUACGACUGCCGCGAAUACACGGCCGAAACCCUGGAUUCAGAACUCGUACAGAAGCACGGAUUGCAUCCUAGGUACGGCUUCUUUUUACCGACCUCUACGAAUGAGCCGGAGCCGCCCAGCGAGCGCGUCGACGGGUCACGACCCAUAGUUCAUGUCCCGGACCGGGGUACUACGGACCACGCAUCCCGAUCAGUGAGACCUAUGAAGAUGGAUCGCAUGCUGCAGGAAGAUGCGACGAAAGGGCUCAUGGCAUCAAUGUUAAGCGGCUUUUGCGAGGAGGAAGAUAUCGACCAAGAAGAGAUCGUCACUUCCGAGAUGCGCGAACGAGAGCUCCAGGCUCGUGAGAGAUUGGUUGUUUUGGAUGACCACGGAGUGCCAAUGGAGAACUCGGAUCAUUCCCAACCUGAUUCUAACGUCUUCCUUAGAGAACGAGUAACGGUUCUGCUGGAAGCCGCUUCGGAACUUGACGGCCAGCCGGCUGCUCCACCCAGUCCGCCUAGCCCACGACAGUCGCGUCCUUAUGAUGCUGUCCGGGAUGUUUUUACUGGCACAGAGCCGGCUCCUCGACCGGAGCAGCACUCGGAGGCCUCCACCAACCCCCUAGAUGUCCUAGCAGGUGUGGCCGAUGAGGUUUCUCGAUCCGAAUCGGAACUACGCCCUAAGGGUAAACAGCGAGUAGAUCGACCCGAGAUGGAACCACGCGGCCACGUCUCGUAUGGCCAGCAAUCAUCGGCUAGCAACUCAUCUAGCAACUUUCUACAAACCGCUUUGAACCCAGCAUCUACUUAUACGCCUAUUGCGCCCGCGCCUGCCCCCUCGCUAGAAGUUACACAGCAAGCCACACCUCAUAGGAUUCCCUUCGCGAACCAGAACGGCAUCAAGGACAGUCCUGGCCUCCCACCGCUACGACCUAACAGAUCGGACACCCUGGGGAAGGCAUCUCAUUCGUCUCCCCAACUCCAACCUCUGCCUCCGCCUUUACACCAGUCUCAGGAGUUUGGAUCUCCUCAUGGCCUAGUUCACACUAACUCUGGGACUUACUACCCUCCGGCUCCGGCUCGAGCGUAUCACCACGGCCUCUCUUUCCCAGAGCCACCCAUGAUGCCGAUGACUAUUCAGGGACAACCCAUGCACGGACCUGGUAUGAUGGCGAACCAGUCUCCCUUAAACCAUCAUGCUCCUCUUUAUCACGUUAUGUCACCUUCCAUGCACGUACAGGCACAGUUAGCUCCGAUGCCGCAGAUGGAACCUCCCGCACCUUCUGUCUCGCCGCCCGGCCCGCCCAUGUUAGCUCCUUCCCCGCCCGCUCAUGCAACCCGGCAGCGAACGUCAGUGUCAUCGAACGGCAAUAGUGCCGGUAGACAAUUCCGUAGGAUAGCAGCUGCGCCAGCGUCUAACAACCGUCCGUGGCAAACCAACGGUGGUACUGAGCUAAGACUCGCUCAUUACGACCACAAGGAAGCUAUCAAGGAUUACCGGGCAAACGAACCCCCUCCACGUACCGGUCCCACGACUAUCAGAGGCUGGAACGUGAACAACGUUUCCAAGGGCCGGAACAGAGGUGCGAGAAAGGAGGACUCUGAGGAGAAGGAUUCUCCCAACACGAUAUCGCCAUUUAUUGGCAAAUGGAAUGCCUCUGAGAGAAGCUGAGGCUAUUAGCAUCUGGUCCUCUAUACGAACGGACCCACGAUUGAUUACUUGUAUACACGCCCUUUUACGACAUAGAAACCCGCAUUGGACGCGGACGAUACAUACAGAGAGACGGAAGGAUUCGAUAUCGGAAAUGCUUUGCAUACGAUUUUUCGACUACGAUACCCCAUACACAUAUUCUUGUACUCCGCCUUAGUUUGUCACCCCCUCUAUAACUACGACUAUGAUUACGACCACGACCAUUACGAGUCGUUAUACCUAUUGUACCUAUUGUAUUCUUGGCGCACAGCAUAGCAUCUCGCGUGGGAAGCAUUGGGCAUGGAGAAAGAGAGAUGGCCCGACUGGGUAUAGCCCGGGGCCAUAAAAAAAUCACUUGCAUGGGAACAUUGGAGUUCAGGAAAGGGAAUUUUUCGUCGGUUUUCGUGGUUUUUUCUGCUUCUAUGAUUCGCAUUUUGUGUUUUUUUUCCAUCAUGAUCAGCCCGGCGCGGCUUUGAGAGCGAAAAACGAAUCUGACGGACGCUUUUCGCGUCACGAUUACUUAACUUUGCAUGUGGUCUCGUUACGCCCAGCUGCCGCAGUACCUAGUACCAAGGGGAAAGGGGAGGGGGAACUGGGAAAGGGAAAAAAUGAAAGGCAUGCAUGGAAGGGGCGGGGCGAGACGUGGGCCGCUUCUAAGGAGGCGAGGCGGUUGCUGAAUCCGCUGUACAUACAGUAAUGCAUAUUGCACAUAAUUCAACCGACUUUGAUCGC